This is a messenger RNA of Camellia sinensis, 5482 nucleotides long. NCBI's taxonomy places the organism in Eukaryota, Viridiplantae, Streptophyta, Magnoliopsida, Ericales, Theaceae. The record is from RefSeq and is a predicted model, not a curated record.
CUGUUUCUCUUCUUUCCUAAAAUCUCAGUUAUACAACUCCAUAGAAAAACCCACAGAAAUAAAUCCUUUCUCCCUCCGCGGAUUUAUAUCUAUGUGCGUAUCUGUAUGCAUAUAUAGGGUUUCAAAUUGAGAUUUCCAUGACGAAGCAUUAGAUCUUAUUCUCCUUUUUAUUCUUCAGAAAUUAGGGACUGGUACAGAAUCAUCGCUAGAGCUGCGAAUGAGAAGAAUCGGCAACAUCAGUUCAUUGAGAUUUAGACAAAAUAGAGGAUUUGAAGCUGAAAUUGAAGUCUAUUUUGCGCAAGAUCUCUCUCUUCUUUGGAAGUCUUUAUCUGAAUUUAGGCCACCCAUGGAUUAAUCUAUGUAGUACAUGGCAUGCCAUUAGGUCAUGAUUGAAUUUGGGAAUUAUCUUUCAAUUUACUGCUCCAGUUGUAAUACUAAAUACACUGCUACUAUAACUACACAACCGAUGUAGAAUUCCAUCUUUCUUUGCAAGAUUCAUUCUUUUACUUUUUGAACAAGCCUAUUGUUGUCUGUUGAUAAUAUAUUUAUUUAUUUUUGAUGGUACGAUGAUUAAUAAUGAUGGAGAGGUUGGAAAUGAUUUAGUCUAUAGAUACAAAGUAGGUUUGCUUAGGUGGAGUAGUGCUUCGAGCAUAUUAUGUUAUGGACGAAUAUCAACAAGAUUGAAAUGAAAAUUUUAUUAAACAAUUAAAAGGCCAACCAUGUUUUACAGGAUAGAAUUUUGAGCAACUAAGAAACAACACAUUUUUAAAAUGAGUGUAAUUGAGAUGAAGAUGCUUAGAUGGCUAUGCACUAAGACUAGAAAGAAGUUAAAAGAUAAAUAUAUUUGUGAAAUGGUAGUAACAUCAAUUGAAGAUAAACUGAGGGAGAACAAACUAACAUAGUUGGUCAUAUAUAAUGAAAAUCUAUAGAUGCAUUGAUAAAGAAGAGUGAUAUAAUCACCGUAAAUAGAAAUGGUAGGGGGAGGGGAAGAUUUAGACUGACAUGGGAUGUUGUAAUAAAAAAAUAUAUGAAUUCAUUUAGUUUAAGUAAGCAAAAUCACUUGAUAGAGAGAAAUGGAAAAAAAAAAAAAAAAAGAUUUAUAUAAUUGACUCCACUUGAUUAGGACACGAGGCUUAGUUUGAUAUUAGUACAGUCAUCUUUUGCAACUAGUGGUUGCUUGCAAGUUUAGAUAACUAGAGGCACAAUGUGUCUUAUAGCCCAUUUGGUAUGCAAAGGUGCAUCCAAGAAUAAGGUGGGGUGUUUCAAGUCCUCAGUUCAAUAAUUAUAUAUUGAAUGCUUGGGCGUUGAUUGCCACCCCAGUUAUACACUCCCUUAGUUCUAAGCCAUCCAUUUUUAUGCUCCACUUUCCCUUGAAAGGAAAAUUAGCUUUGCUCCUCUAGGCACUAGGCGCACCUGUGGUUCAUGAGGUUAUCUAAUUACAAUAGAUAACACAAAUCAUGGGAAGGCGAUCGCAUCUGUUCUUGGCUGUAACUGUGCUUUCCUUAGACUUGCUGUUGCCUAUAUCCAUAAAUAAUAUAUGUAAGGCCAUAAAUAUGCAUCUUGCUGGUCAGGGUGUUUCAUAGUUUGGUCAGUGGUGGAUUUUGAGUUGUUGCUGAUAAGUGAUGACCUUUAUUACCAUUAAAUUUGAUUUCAGUGAAGUUAGCCAUUGUCUCCAAGUUCAUAUCCAAUCUGAUCAUCAGCACCAUAAUUAUUUUUAUUGGCUAUAAUUCUCGUCAAUUGAUAUUCACAACUCUGUCCCAUAUGCUUAGUCAUUGGCUGAGUUGAUAUAAUUGGUGGUAAUUCAUCCACAACAUAGUAGAGACUAAAAUUAUGAAGAUCCUUAUCAUAGUGUCAACUCUUGGCCCCAUAGUAUUUAUGCUGUGGGGGUUUAUAAUAGCCUCACAUUUGUUCAUUGACAAUAUUUAGUGUUACACAGCUCAUUUGCUUUAAUAGAUUGUAACAUGAGCAAGAAAUAAAGAAGUCAUUUUCAUCAAUUUACUUGUGAAAUGAGAAACAAUGGAUCUAGGAAGAGAAAUUUCCAUUUAUAAUUGAUUGGAGAAUUUGCAAUUUCGUUGUUUAGGUUGUGCUUUAAUCAUGUUGGUGUGAUUUCACAAUGUUAGGUAACUAUUUUUUUGGGCUAUCGAUUUUGAGGCAUAGUUCCACCAAGCUGCAGCUUCAAGUUCUUUUUCUAUCUAUAAUAUUUUGUAGAGCUGUGACAUGGCUGAUAGGUGAAAAUAGAGUUAAGAGAUGUUGAUACGUAGUUGUCACUUUUGGAAGGCACAUUGAUAGAUCCAUACAUGCAAGAAUGUGCAUGGUUGAAGAAUAUUAUUCAAUUGCUAGUAUUACUCUGGACUUAUCCUUUGUUGAAGCUUACUGGUUCAUAUUUUUGGCUGAAGAAAUACUGCAAUACAAAUUUACAGAGUUAUGCCAAUACUUUCUCAUUGCUUUGCAUCUGAUAAAAUUCAAUGCUGUUUUUCUUACAUGUUUAGAAUUUCAGUAAUUUUUCCCUUUCUAUUUGUUUAUGAAUUUUGGUCAUUUAGGAUGAUUUUCUUAGUGGAAUAGAUAUGCUUUAAUGUGGAUAUAGCAGUCCAAGUUUAUGUUUUUCUUGAAGCAGUUAUUCCACUAUCUCCCACCUCACUCCCUCUUUAUCUUGUUGUCCCAAUGCUUUGAUGGUAAUAUUGAAAGUAGUUCUAUGUUACAUGGACUCAGAUAUUAGUAUCUGGUUCGAGUGUGUGUCCAAGUGUCAGACCUUCAUGAACUUAAAUUUUAGUAUAUUUGUCCAAAAUAGGAUAUGGGUAUGGGGACUCGUUAUGAACCCACAUAUAUACUACAUAUUAUAUAGUAUUCUUAGAUAAGAUGUUGUAAAUUAUAUAAAAUGUACCUGAAAUUGAAUAAGAUUUAGAAAAAAAUGUGGAAUUUUCUCUCGCAUCUAUGUUAGAAGUUAUAAAUGUUUAUUUUUUGGCAAAUGUAAAUUUCUUAUUCUUCAAACAUUGCAAAAAAUUAGAGGAUUCAAAUGUCCAAAGUAAGUACGGGUGUCGGACACAUAUUCCACACCCUUAUCCUUGUCAUAUCCAGUGGACAUGGGACUUUGGGUGAAAGUUGAACAAAAGAGUCCAUGUAAUGUAACAUUGAUUUAAUACUCUACUGAGUGUGAUGAUAAUUCCGCAGGAAUGUUAUAAUCAAAUUUUUUUUUUCCUUCUUAAAUUUCAUUGUUAAGUUAUUUGUAUGCUGGCAAGGAUUGGGGCAGUUGACUGUUCACUGGAAACAAGAAAAUAUUGUUCACGUUAGUUCCAAAUUACCAUACUGAUACUGUAUCCUAUCGAGGUUGUAUAUCUAAUUUAUUAGCUGCUAUGUAGGUUGUCUUGACCAUCAUGCUGUGCUAUAUGUUCAAUACAAUUGGUUGCAGGCAAAAUUAUCCUUUUAGUUCUGCUGACCAGCUAGGAACAUGUGAGCUUUUAAAAGUCAUUAAUGGCUAAUCCAAAUGCAUCAGCUUUGAUAGUGACAUCUGAAUCCUCAGAACAAGGUGGGACACAUGUGGAAAAUUCAAACAUGAACUUGACUCAACCACCUUCACAGCAGAGCCGAAACUCCUCACAUGGUUCCGUGGCUAUUCUUUGGGACAUUGAGAACUGUCCUGUCCCAAGUGAUGUACGUUCUGAAGAUGUGGCUGGCAACAUCAGAAUGGCAUUGCGAGUCCAUCCUGUAAUUAAGGGAGCUGUUACCAUGUUUUCUGCCUAUGGGGAUUUUAAUGCCUUCCCUAGGAGAUUGAGAGAGGGCUGCCAGAGAACUGGUGUCAAACUCAUAGAUGUACCCAGUGGGAGAAAAGAUGCUGCUGACAAGGCCAUAUUGGUCGAUAUGUUUCUUUUUGCUCUUGACAACCCCCCUCCUUCCUCCAUCAUGCUUAUAUCUGGGGAUGUUGAUUUUGCUCCUGCACUACACAUACUUGGUCAACGUGGAUAUACUGUGAUUCUUGUCAUUCCUUCUCGAGUGGAUGUUUCAUCUGCCCUAUGUAACGCUGGUAGGUUUGUAUGGGACUGGUCUAGUGUAGCUCGUGGGGAAGGCUUUGUACCGCCUUCUAAGGCUUUAAUUCCCCCUCGUGUAGGUCCAGCUGAGAUUGCUGGGUAUCUUAUGGGGUGCCACAUCAAUGACUACCCAGAUAGUCAGACUCAGAACGAAGAAGAAGCAAUUGUAUACAGAGGUCUCUCACAAAGCUAUUCCAACUCGAGGGAUUUCUCAAUGAUAUCACAGUCCUUAUCUGAAUACAACAGAACUUCAAUCGCCAUGCCUUGUUUCCCCUCAACUUUAAGAUCACAAAGUCUUCCAUCUGGUUUAAACGAAGUUUCAGGAGGAUCUGUUGCUUUGUGUGAUCAGAACGAUAUGAUGUUUGUACAGCCUGGAGAUCUAAAUGGGUUGAAACAACAGCUGAUGAAGCUGCUUGAAUUUUCUGGAGGGUGUUUGCCUCUUACCCGUGUUCAUGCUGAGUAUCAGAAAAUUUAUGGGAGGCCUCUUUAUAUAUCAGAAUAUGGGGCUUUCAAACUUGUGAAUCUUCUCAAGAAGAUGGGUGACACAAUGGCAAUAGAGGGAAAAGGUCAGAAGAAGUUUGUCUACCUCCGAAACUCGAGACCUGGCCCAAGUGCUCCUCCACUAGCUCUGGCAAAGAAGGACAAGAAGGGGAAAGGGACUCAGGAAGAGAACAUUGACAUCAUCACAGGUGUUGGUGGAUCUUCAGAUGAGUUCUCAGAUGAAGAAAGGGUGGUUAUAGAAGAACAAGAUGAGCGGACGGGUGUAGAGAACACUGAUUUGGGGAUGGCAGCUAGAUGUGAAACUGGUGAGCCAAGUCUCGAACAGUUUAAGUACGAGCUACAAGAGAUUCUUGUGAGUUACUCGUGUAGAAUCUUCCUGGGUUGCUUUGAGGCUCUAUAUCAGCAACGAUACAAGAGACCACUGGAUUACCAGAGGUUUGGUGUGAAUGAGCUGGAGGAGCUGUUGGACAAGGUGAGAGAUGUUGUGGUUUUGCAGGAGGAACCGGGAACCAAGAGGAAGAUUUUGGUUGCUGUUAGCAGCUAGAAGAAUGGGGUAGCUCAUUUUUAUUUUUAUUUUUUUUUGCGUCAACUUAAUUAGGAUGUUUAUAGAUGAUAUGAGGCAUGCUUGUCGCUACACUAUUUCCCUUUUGCUUUCUUAUUUUUUUCCAGUAAAAAUUCCGUAAAAAAGGUAUACAAAAUAAAAAAGAAAAGAAGAAGAAGAUAAGGAAAAAUCCAGGAGCAUAUAUAUUUGUGGUGCUGACAUAGAUUUUAAAGGAUAAUUUCACAUCUUCCCCAGAAGGGGUCAUGUAGCUGAGUUGAUCAACUGCCAAAGUAGAUCUUUAAGUUAACUUGCUUUUUAAAUUUUUUCAUUUCCACACAUAAAUAAAGACAAUCUGUUUUUGUGGCUUGUGUAUGUCUUGAACUACGUAGGCUGGUGAAUGUGAAUUUGUUUUUACUUA